Micromonas commoda is the source of this 2043-nucleotide messenger RNA. Its product is annotated as inorganic phosphate transporter family. Gene Ontology annotation, cellular component: membrane. Gene Ontology annotation, molecular function: phosphate transmembrane transporter activity. The record is from RefSeq and is a predicted model, not a curated record. Bases 1 to 2043 code for a protein of 680 amino acids. The transcript has a single exon. Gene Ontology annotation, biological process: phosphate ion transmembrane transport. NCBI's taxonomy places the organism in Eukaryota, Viridiplantae, Chlorophyta, Mamiellophyceae, Mamiellales, Mamiellaceae.
AUGACAGUCGAGCGGCGUCCGCAUCGACGCUCGCGCGCCGUCGUCCUGACGUUCGCGCUCCUCGCGUGCGCGCCCGUCGCCGCGAGCGCUCACCGCCAAAAACCAAACCCUUCGUCGGCCGGCGGCGGGGGGCGCCGACUCCUCCAGUCCACCCCCGCCGCGGCGGAAGUCACCGGAGUCGCCGCCGUCGUCGACGGCCGCGACGUCGUCCUCCCCGCCGCGCUCGCCACGUGCGACGCGGGGGUUCUCGAGUGCGACAACCGCAAGUUCCUCAAAAACCUCGAGAAGCACCGGCAGCGCGUCCUCGACUCCUCCUCCUACGCCCCGGACGGGAUCGCUCCGCCGCCGCCGCCGGCGUGCGCCAACUACGACGGCCGGUUCGAGGAGCCCGGGCGAUUGAGCUGGGUUCUCGGCCUGGCCGCCGGGUUCGGCGCGCUCAUGACCUACGGGAUAGGCGCGAACGACGCCGCCAACUCGUGGGGCACCUCCGUCGGCUCCGGAGCCGUCUCUGUCACCGCUGCCGUCUUACUCGGCGGCGUUUGCGAAUGGCUCGGCGCCGUCGGCCUCGGCUACGGCGUCAGCAAGACGAUAAAGGGGACGAGUAAGACGGACGACGCGCGGUGCUGGGCGUGCGGCUACUGCGACAGCGAGAUGUCCCUCUACAUGGUCGCCAUGUGCGCCAGCCUGGCGGCGGCUGCGGUUUUUUUGAUGCUCGUCACCUUCACCGCGAUGCCCGUGUCGACGACGCACAGCAUCGUGGGAGGCACGGUGGGCGCCGCCGCCGUGGGCGUGGGGUUCGGCUGCCUCAACUGGGACUGGAACUCCGGCGGGCUCUCGGCGAUCAUCGCAAGUUGGGUCAUAUCUCCGGUCUUCUCCGGAAUCAUCGGCGUGAUUUCCUACUGGCUCACGCACCACACCGUCGUCAAACCCAAACUGGGGGGGUCGCCCAGGCGAAACGCGAUGAUCGGCCAGCCGAUACUGUGGAGCGGACAAACCUUCGUCAUCGUGUUCCUCAUCCUGCUCAAGGCGCAGCCCACGAAGGGGUGGACCUAUCGCGAGCAGGCCAAGAUCGCCGGCAUCGCCGCCGCCGUCGUGUUUGCCCUCGUGGCGACGAUACUAAACCCCAUCGUUCACCGUUCGAUGCCUUCGGUGGCGGCCAAGCGCAGACGCGAGGAGCUCGAGGCGGAAGCCCACGCGCCGCUCGACGCUAAGCCCCUUCGACGACCGACCCGAUUUCGGAGCAUCCACGAGGGGCUGUAUCGGUUCUUGGUGUCGGCCACGACGGGAGGGAGCUCGACCUCCUCCAACGACUCCGGCAGCCCCCGAUGCGAAACCGCAAACGCCGCCGCCGCCGCCGCGACGAACGCGUCUCAACCAACCUCCGUGAUGGGAAGCAUAUCCACCGCCAUCGGCGACAUCGUCGUCCGCGACAGCGACGAGCGGUCCAGGACCCGAGCCGGCUUCCUCGCCUCAUCCGCGAGAAUCACCGAAGAGGAGUUCGCCGCGGGUAUGUCCGAGGAGGAAGUGGAUGCCACGUACGCGUUCAAGUAUCUCCUCGUCUUCACCGCGGCGCUCGAAUCUUUCGCGCACGGCGCUAACGACACCGCGAACGCCACCGGGCCGUUCAGCGCGGUGUACCUGACGUACUCGCAGGGCCUCGACGACUGUCGCAAGCCCGAGACCCCCGCGUGGAUCAUGGCCGUCGCCGGCUUUGGCGUCUUCCUCGGCGUGGCGACGAUGGGCCAUCGCGUGAUUCGCACGAUUGGCAAGGAACUGACCGACAUCAACUACCAGCGCGGUUUCUGCAUCGAGUUCGCGAGCACGCUCACGGUGGUGCUGGCGACGGUGAUGGAGAUGCCGGUGAGCACCACGCACUGCCAGGUGGGCGCUGUGGUCUUCGUGGGCGCGGCGGCGUUUGGACCGGGAAGCGUCCGUUGGGGUUUGUUCGGGCGGAUCGUGCUGACGUGGGUGCUGACGCUGCCGAUCGCGGGAUUGACCGCCGCGGCGGUGACUGCCGCGCUGCGACCGGCGAUCGUGGCGUGA